Molecule: messenger RNA, 2575 nt
Organism: Pelobates fuscus (common spadefoot toad)
Lineage: Eukaryota; Metazoa; Chordata; Amphibia; Anura; Pelobatidae
Gene: ZBTB48
Product: zinc finger and BTB domain containing 48
Exons: 11
Coding region: 83-2302 (739 amino acids)
Biological process (GO): regulation of transcription by RNA polymerase II
Cellular component (GO): chromosome
Molecular function (GO): protein binding; chromatin insulator sequence binding
Source: RefSeq, a predicted model, not a curated record
GGAAGCAGCUGCGCAGUUUGGGGGCUGGAGCCAGAGCUGCUGGUAUUGCAGUGGGAGCAGGUCUGGGGAUAUUGUCCAGACAAUGGACAGUGUUUUCAUACAGCGCAGUGUUAAAGUAUUGCAGGCUCUGAACAAACAGAGGGAAGAAGGCAGAUAUUGUGAUGCCACGCUGGUGGUUGGCAACACUAACUUUAAGGCACACUGGAGCAUUUUGGCAUGUAGCAGCCAUUUCUUUCAAACUCUUUAUGGAGACGGGACAUCUACAAACAUAGUGUUACAUGAAAGUUUCUCAGAAGUCAUUGGACUUGUGCUGGAUUUUUUGUAUACUGGGGAGCUGGCUCUUUCUCAGCAUAAUGUUCAGAAAGUUCUUCUGGCUUCAAGGGAACUUGGGAUUUAUGAGGCUGCAGAAGUCUGUGAAAGGUUUCAACCAAAAUGCUACGAAUCGGGUGAUCAGAAUGAAGACUACUUUCAAGAGUCCGGCACAACUGAAACUUUAAACGGGCACUUGAAGCAAGCAGAGGAGUCUGAUGGUGAAGAAGUCUUCAAAGGGAUUACAGAGUUAAGCAACACAUUGACCCAAGAAACUGUACCUGGACAGAGCAACGGACAGGAGAGGAGCCUUUCCUUACUUCAGAUGAGUGAGGAUGAUUCCCCCACCCAACCUACUGUCCUUAAAAAUAUAGAUUAUACAGGGGACGGACAGGAACAAAGUGAUUUUAAAGGGCAAAGGAAAGGACAGAAGAGCGAACAUUGUCUCAAUGAAGGAGAUUACAUCACGUGGGAGCUGGAAGUAGAGCAGAUACAAGAUGUUAUAGCAGACAAUGCCCGAUUCAUUAAUGAAGAUAUUGAUGAAGACUUUGUUUCUGAGAAGAAGACACAAAACCCCAAGCCAAGAUUAUGUUCUGGCAAAAAGAUUAUUCCUGCAGAAACCCCGGCAGAAGCGAUCGCGCUUGAUGGUGAAAAUCUCAAGAAUAGAAGAAGUGCAAACAUGUCCGUAGAAUGCCCCACGUGUCACAAAACAUUUCUCAGCAAAUAUUAUCUAAAGGUGCAUAACAGGAAACAUACAGGAGAGAAACCUUUUGAAUGUUCGAAGUGCGGCAAAAGCUAUUUCAGGAAAGAAAACCUAAUGGAACAUGAGGCACGGAACUGUAUGAACAGAUCAGAGCAGGCUUUUUCCUGUACGUUGUGUGAUGAGGUUUUCAAAAGGAGAAUUGAGCUACGGCUUCACAUGGUGUCCCAUACUGGUGAGAUGCCCUAUAAAUGUUCUACUUGUACCCAGCAGUUCAUGCAGAAGAAGCCUCUACAAAGUCACAUGACCAAGAUGCAUGGUGCCCCUAAGCCCCACUCUUGCUCUACAUGUGGGAAAUGCUUUUUCACACGGACGGAGCUUCGGUUGCAUGAAGCCUUUAAACAUCGAGGUGAGAAGCUCUUUGUAUGUGAAGAAUGUGGACACCGAGCUUCAAGCCGAAGCGGGUUACAGAUGCAUGUAAAAGCCAAGCACAGAAAUGAGCGUCCUUAUGUAUGUGAAUUCUGCCAUCAUGCAUUCACUCAAAAAACCAACCUAAAUAUGCAUCUAAAGACUCACACAGGAGAGAAACCAUUUCAGUGUCAUCUCUGUGGAAAGACAUUCAGAACACAAGCAAGUCUACACAAGCACAACCGGACUCACACAGGAGAGCGUCCAUUCAGCUGUGAGUUCUGCGACCAGAGGUUUACCGACAAAACCCCUCUAUUGAGACACGUCGCCAGCCGGCAUCAGGAAGGACGACCUCAUUUCUGCCACAUUUGUGGCAAGACGUUUAAAGCUAUUGAACAGCUGCGGGUGCAUGUGGAGCGACACAAAGGAGUCAGAAAGUUUGAAUGCACUGAAUGCGGCUACAAGUUUACUCGACAAGCACAUCUUCGACGCCAUAUGGAAAUUCAUAACCGCAUUGAAAAUUACAAUCCACGUCAAAGGAAACUUCGCAAUCUAAUAAUUGAAGAUGAAAAAACUGUGGUGGUCGGUUUGCAAAACUCAGCUGAGAUAGUUGACCUGCAGAACCAAUCAAUGGUGGUUGGUUUGCAGAAUCAGCCCGUUAUAGUCACUUUGCAGAGUCCAUCAGUGGUGGUUGGCUUGCAGAGUCCACAUGAACUUGAGGUGGGCCCUGGUGAAGUCAUAGUCGAGUCUAUUAAUUCAAACCAACUUUCUGACGAUGUUACAGAGCAAAGGAUAUGCCCUCCUGACGCAUUCCCUCCUGAUGUUAUAGAGCAGUCCAUUUUCAUUACAGCAACAACAAUUCCUGAAGAUGAAUGUGAAACAUGAUCACCUACCCUGUGUUGCAUUAUUAAUAAAGUUGUUUUUUUGUUUUGUAUUUUUAAUAUUUAUUAGCUUAAGCUAUUUUCUUUACUCAUGAAGAUUGUUUAAAGCUACUUAUUUAUACUCUCAACCAUUUUCAAUGCCAGUUACAAUUUACCUCUUUCAAUGGACCUAAUAGCAAUAAGCAGACAGGAUGUCAUGUGCAUUAAUAACCAAGAGCACAGGUCUCCAUCUUAAACAGCUUUAGCAAUGUUCAAAAUAAAUGCUCCAAACUUCAAA